Molecule: messenger RNA, 2386 nt
Organism: Oncorhynchus mykiss (rainbow trout)
Lineage: Eukaryota; Metazoa; Chordata; Actinopteri; Salmoniformes; Salmonidae
Product: retinal arylalkylamine N-acetyltransferase
Biological process (GO): response to light stimulus; circadian rhythm
Cellular component (GO): cytoplasm
Molecular function (GO): aralkylamine N-acetyltransferase activity
Source: RefSeq, a predicted model, not a curated record
ACUAAAUAAUAUCAUUUGUUGGCCUAUACUAAGGAGACCGGUAUAGAGAACCUGGCUGGAGCAAGAGUUGACCACAAUUUCUCCAUGCCUACUAUAUCUCCCAAAUAUACAGGAGAAUAUCCACUUUGCCAUGUGUCAGUCAAACUCAAGGGAUGACGAUAGAAGCUAAUACGCCGAGUUGUGGAAACAAUUUCUAUAAUCUGUCACGUGACAUAGUAAUAAUCACUGGCUUUAUAAUGAAGAGGUGGACGUAUUUCAGGGCACGCAAGAGAGAGAGGAGGGAGGAGAUAAAGAGAGGGUGAGAUAAGACAAUAAGGCAGGUAGAGAGAGUGUUCGGAUGAGAUUGCAUCAGGUAAGUAAAGCAACGUUAUUUUCAGUUACAGUGCUCUUGUCGGUUACCAUAUAAUUUCAGAGUAUCUGCAUAUGAGUAUCUGCACAUGACGACAAUCAAAUAUCGAGGAAAAAAUAUAUUGUAAAUGCAUUACAUUCAGUGUGUUAAUUCUCUAUUCUGUGUUACAUUAAUUAUUUAGGCAAUUAAUAAACAGGUUGUCACAACACUGCCAUUUGUGCGUAAAGCAGCUGACCUCAGGUCGCUUAAUUUCUGGUUCUAGUUAAUUGCUCUCCACUCUCCCUCGCUCCAAAUUCUAAUAUUUCAUUCAUGAGCACCGACGUCGUACUAUUCAUAUUCUAAAUGGUAAAAUGACUCACAUCUACAUGGACCACAUCCUAUAAAUACGGAUUAUACUCCCUAUUGGUCAUCUGUGCACAGGCUGACCCAACAAGAGGAGGAAAUUGAAGAUUAACCUUCGUGUAACAGCCAAGAGAGAAGACUUGUGCAAACAAACAACAAUAGAAGCAACAGAAGAAUAUCGAAGUAAUCCAACUGGAGUUAUAAAAGUUGUAAAAUGUCUCUAGUGGGCGCCCUGCCUUUCCUGAAACCGCGCCUAUCCCCUUCUGUUUCUCCUGGGCGCCAAAGAAGACACACACUGCCAGCAAGCGAGUUCCGGCCGCUCAACACUCAAGAUGCUAUCAGCGUGUUCGAAAUCGAGAAAGAGGCCUUUAUCUCUGUGUCAGGAGACUGCCCGCUCCACCUUGAUGAGGUGCGUCAUUUCCUCAUGCUGUGUCCAGAGCUGUCCAUGGGCUGGUUUGAGGAGGGGAGACUAGUAGCCUUCAUCAUUGGGUCCCAAUGGGACCAGGACAGACUCACCCUAGACGCCCUAACUCUUCACAAGCCCAAAGGUUCCACAGUUCAUAUCCAUGUGCUGGCGGUCCACCGGACAUUCCGGCAGCAGGGCAAGGGCCCUAUCCUGAUGUGGCGCUACCUGCAGUACCUACGCUGCCUGCCCUAUGUGCGCCGUGCAGUGCUCAUGUGCGAGGACUUCCUGGUUCCCUUCUACCAGAAGUCUGGCUUCAAGGUGCAGGGCCGCUGUUCCAUCACGGUGGCAUCACUAACCUUCACAGAGAUGCAGUACCCUGUGAGGGGCCAUGCCCUGAUGCGGCGCAACAGUGAAGCUAUUGGUUUUUCUCAGACUGCGUUAUUAUUGGAGAAACAGACUCAGAGGCUUGAGUCUGUGUUAUUAUUGGAGGAACCGAUUCAGAGGAGUGAGACUGCAUUAUUAUUGGAGGAACAGACUCAGAGGACUGAGCCUGAGCCUGCUGAUGUGUAAAUCUUUUUUUACUGAGUAAGAUAUUAGAUUCCUGCUGUACAUAUAAACUAUGAUGUAAAAUAAAGUGAUGUAAACAUUUACAUUUAUAUCUAAGAUGGUAGUCUAAAGUGCACACCAUACAUGCAUGACCAAUGCAGGGAGUCUUUAAGCUUUAUUACAAUGUUUUAAUUUAACGUUAGUUAAUAUGUGAAUAUUUCAACGUUAACUAGGUACAUGCUAAUGAAUGUUAGAACAAAUAUUGUGUGACUUCUGUCUGUGUGAGAUUAUAUUUUUACUGCAAAUGUUCCCGUUUUAUUUAUUGUAAGUUUUGUCUGAAGGUUUGGGUUGCAAGCACCCUCCUCUCUGACGGUAUAUGGACUGACGUCACUGACUACCAGGCUUUAGCAGCUCAACCGUGCCUCUUUAUCUCUAUUAGUGGGCAUUAGGUAUACUGUAAACGUCUGAGGAUUUACAAGAGGAUCCUUUCAUUGGACUGCCAGUAGAUCUAGUGACUUAACAAGCCCGUUUUCAUACGAUGAGAAAAGUAGGCUACAUCCACACCAAUUUGGAUUACUGUUUGUCUAUUCAUUUCCCUUUGGGUCACAUGUGCAGAGCGUUAAUCAAACCAUGUAAUAUCUUCUCUUACUCCACCAGAACCUGUCUUACCCUUGAAACCAAUCAUAUAUUUAAUAAAUAUGUUUUUGUACUGUUUUUGUUAUUAAAAAAUAUAAUAAAGAUGA